UCUUUUCUCUUUCUUCAACAACUAGAGAGAGAGAGACAGACAGAGAGGGGUGAGAUCUGGACUCCGAUCAUCUCAAAAUUCCAAUCUCUUCCUCCACCACCACUAACCACCACUUCCCGCCUCCGCAGCCGGCACCGACGCAAUUAUUUUAAUCCCUCGAUUAACUCGCAAAGCGGCUACCAUGUCCAUCAACAUGAAGACCUUAACACAGGCCUUCGCUAAGGCAUCGGCCGUCAUCGAGAAGACCGUUCAAAACACCGUGCAGGAAGUAACUGGUUUGCCUAGAGCCAUGCAGGACUACGAACUCUUCGAUCAGAUCGGCUCCGCAGGCCCCGGCCUUGCCUGGAAAUUGUACUCAGCCAAGUCACGCGACGGCCACGUGCCUGCCGUCUACCCCACCGUGUGUGUUUGGGUGUUGGAUAAGAAGGCAUUAUCAGAGUCACGGCAGCGGGCCGGGCUGUCCAAAGCCGCGGAGGAUGCGUUUUUGGAUGUAAUUCGGGCAGACGCCGCUCGACUCGUGAGGCUGCGGCACCCUGGGGUGGUUCACGUUGUCCAGGCGCUGGAUGAAAGUAAAAAUGCCAUGUCUAUGGUCACAGAGCCGCUGUUUUCAUCCGCGGCGAAUACACUGGGGAAUUUGGAGAAUAUUCCCAAAGUGCCCAAGGAGCUCAAAGGAAUGGAAAUGGGAUUGUUGGAGGUGAAACAUGGUCUGCUCCAGAUUGCAGAGACAUUGGACUUCCUUCACAAUAAUGCACGCCUUAUCCACAGGGCUAUAUCACCUGAGAGUGUCCUCCUUACUUCAAAUGGAGCUUGGAAGCUUGGUGGUUUUGGUUUUGCAAUUUCAACAGAUCAGUCCUCAAAUGAUUCUGCCAGCAUGCAGGCAUUCCAUUAUGCUGAAUACGAUGUAGAAGACUCUAUACUGCCCUUGCAGCCAUCAAUAAACUACACCGCUCCUGAAUUGGUUAGAAAUAAAGCAUCUUCAGUUGGAUGUGCAGCAGAUAUUUUCAGUUUUGGGUGCCUUGCCUACCACUUGAUAGCUCGGAAGCCUUUAUUUGAUUGCCACAACAAUGUGAAAAUGUAUAUGAAUAGUCUGACUUACCUGACGAGUGAGGUGUUUUCCACCAUUCCGAGGGAGCUACUUCCAGAUUUGCAGAGAAUGCUUUCUGCAAACGACUCUUCGAGGCCAACAGCAUUGGACUUUACAGGUUCAUCUUUUUUUCGGGAGGAUACUAGGUUGCGGGCUCUUCGUUUCCUGGAUCAUAUGCUUGAGAGAGAUAACAUGCAAAAAUCUGAAUUUCUAAAAGCAUUAUCAGACAUGUGGAAAGAUUUCGACCCCCGUGUUUUGCGGUAUAAGGUUCUCCCCCCACUUUGUGCAGAACUCAGAAAUUUGGUAAUGCAACCUAUGAUUCUGCCUAUGGUUCUGACAAUAGCGGAGUCCCAGGACAAAAAUGAUUUUGAACUAUCAACCCUACCCGCUCUUGUUCCUGUCUUGACUACGGCUUCAGGAGAAACACUAUUGCUACUUGUGAAGCAUGCCGAGCUUAUUAUCAACAAGGCUAGUCAGGAACACCUUAUUUCACAUGUUCUUCCCAUGCUUGUUCGGGCUUAUGAUGAUACUGAUGCUCGUUUGCAAGAGGAAGUUCUCAAAAAGACUAUUACGCUUGCAAAAAAACUGGAUGUUCAGCUAGUCAAGCAACUUGUUUUGCCUCGUGUUCAUGGUCUGGCACUUAAAACAACUGUUGCUGCGGUGAGAGUGAAUUCUCUCUUGUGUUUUGGAGAGAUGGUUCACAUACUAGACAAGAGUGCCGUUUUAGAAAUCUUGCAGACUAUCCAACGAUGUACUGCUGUUGAUCAUUCUGCUCCAACACUUGUGUGUACCCUUGGGGUUGCAAACUCAGUAUUGAAACAGCAUGGCAUUGAAUUUGUGGCGGAGCAUGUUCUUCCACUACUCGUACCCCUUCUCAUAACCCAACAGUUAAAUGUUCAGCAGUUUGCGAAGUACAUGCUUUUUGUCAAGGAUGUAUUAAGGAAAAUAGAAGAAAAACGAGGAGUGACUUUGACCGAUUCUGGACUUCCUGAGGUAAGAAGACCUUCACAUGCAGCUGAGGGUCAUACAUCUGCACAAAUAAAUAAAACUGUUUCAACUGCUCCAUCCGGUACAAGACGCAGUUCGUCAUGGGACGAAGACUGGGUACCUGCAAGGGCAGCUCCAAAAGCCGUCCAGUCUUCAACUACAACAUCAACCUCUCAGCCUGCACCCCCACCAAAUCAGCCUGCUCAAGGCAACUCGAGAUAUUCCACACCCUCGGCCACAUCUGUUGCCCCCAAUCAACAACUGCCUUCUUCAUGUCCUGCAGUUGAUGUUGAAUGGCCACCUCGAUCUUCAUCAACAGUUGCAUCUCAAUUUGGCGACUUCGAAACCCCAAACGGAAACAAAGGCGCAUCAGAUUCAACUUUAGAUGAUAUAGAUCCUUUUGCUAACUGGCCACCCCGGUCUAGUGGCCCCACAAGCGUCCCCAACAAUGGCACUAUUGCACCAUCGAUUAAUAAAUAUGGGUUCAGUAAUAAUGCAACUACCACCAAUGGUUUGAGCUCUCAAUCUGCAGCGUGGGACUUUGGCACGCAAACUUCAAGCAAGUCCAAGAGCCAAAAUCAAGGAAUUAGUUCAUCACCAAAUGUUGGCGGUAGCAUUGAUGGACUCGGUUCUCAGAACUCUCUUGGGUAUUUGAAGCCAAAUGUUGGCAUUUCGCCUCCUGGUUCUUCCACCGAGAAAGCAACAAAUUUGGGAGCCAUUUUUGCUCCUAGCAAGAAUGAGCAUGUUGCACUAAGGCUUGCUCCGCCUCCAACGAAUGCUGUUGGUAGAGGAGUUCGAGGAAGAGGGAGGGGAAGUCCAGGCCAAACGAAAUCCAAAACUGAGCAGCCCCAGCUAAUGGACUUGCUGUAGUUGCUGGCGUUGCAUAUAUAUCUUGUUUUGUCUCUUUACAAUAUGUGUUAAAGGUACAGAUCAAAGUCAGUAGAAUAGCUAUUUUUGUUGUUAACAUCUGUUGUGGAUGGGAGAAAAAAAGAAAGUUGGCAUUUUUUGGUGCUUGGUGAGUUGUGUUGUUGCAUAGCAUAUAAUCUUGUUUGUAGCAUAGUGUGGUAUAGACUAUUUUUUGUCUACCUUUUCUUUAUUUGCUUAUUAAAUUUCAUUCAUUGUAUUCUUAGAAACAUGUAGAACCCUUUAAAUGGGACAGGAAAUAAAAAUUUGAGGUGAUAUUGUCCAUUCCAA
Molecule: messenger RNA, 3265 nt
Organism: Erythranthe guttata (spotted monkey flower)
Lineage: Eukaryota; Viridiplantae; Streptophyta; Magnoliopsida; Lamiales; Phrymaceae
Product: SCY1-like protein 2 A
Biological process (GO): protein phosphorylation
Molecular function (GO): ATP binding; protein kinase activity
Source: RefSeq, a predicted model, not a curated record